AUGCCACCCCCAUGGGCCUCCCGUCUUCCCGCGAAAGUCCCCUUUGUAGCUCCUUUCACCCCCCUCAAGGCCAGGCCUAGCGAGAUACUAGCAUAUGCUGAAGAGUGCCAACUGGUGAAACCUACUGAUCAAGGUUACGUAGUAGUCCCCGACCAGGGAAAAUAUUUUCGCUAUCAUCGCUGGUAUGGGCAUAGCACAAAUGAAUGUCAAGCUUGGAGAAAGGAAAUAGAAACACUCAUUCAAUCAGGCCAGUUAGGAAACUACAUUGAUUGGAAUAGGAUGCACCACAAGAACGUAUGGAAGAGGGGGGCAGUUGAGCGCCCUUGUUACCCUGCUCUGCCCAAAGAUAAAUUUACCAAGGAGUCCACAGAUAAGGGCGAGCGCCCAGUCAUAAAUGUGAUAUUUGGGGGAUGGUCUCCCGUAGGAGCUGAAGAAAAGUAUGUGGGGUCGGUGGAGAAACCUUACGUCCCCGGGAAUCAAAGACAAGAAAGUAUUACCUUCUCGAAUGGCGACCUCCCGGGUAUGGGAAUCCUAUCUCGCGACGCCCUAGUAAUCUCGAUGGGAGUAAACGGAACCGAGAUGAGACGGGUCUUAGUGGACACAGGGAGUGGUGUAACCGUGAUGUAUUACGAUGUCUUCGUGAAGCUAGGGUUCGCCCCUGAUCAACUCCGACUAGUUAAAACUCAACUCGCUGGGUUUACGCGAGAUACUAUUGAAAUCGAAGGAUCCAUACGGUUGCCUGUGGAGUUAGGAGUCCCCCCAAACAUACAGGAAGUAGAGAUGGAUUUUGUGGUUGUCCGGAUAACCUGCGCCCACAAUAUCAUCUUGGGAAGGCCAUGGCUGUCGGAUGUAAAGGGAAUCAUUUCGAUGAAACACCUGUGUCUAAAGUUUCACACUCCCAAAGAGAUCGGAGUAGUGCGAGGGGACUAA
Ipomoea triloba (trilobed morning glory) is the source of this 930-nucleotide messenger RNA. RefSeq lists its product as uncharacterized. The record is from RefSeq and is a predicted model, not a curated record. The transcript has a single exon. The coding region runs from base 1 to 930 and encodes 309 amino acids. NCBI's taxonomy places the organism in Eukaryota, Viridiplantae, Streptophyta, Magnoliopsida, Solanales, Convolvulaceae.